CACUCGCACCACACCGACCCCUUUUCACCCAAAAAUGCUUAUAAAUAUCCUAACCAAAUCCAACUACUUCAAUUCAAUCAAAGCUUAAAAUAAAAAACUGAUAGAGCUUUUAUCUAUUUCCUUCUUAAGUUGUUAUUUCUUUCAUUUCAAUUUUCAAGUUGUCUUUAUCAUACAAUGGCAAAGAAUGUAGUUCAAUCUUCCCUUGACCAACGGCUGGCCAUGGCUAAACACUGUUCUCAUGAAGGUGUCAAAGCAGGAGCUAAGGAAGCUGUUGUUGCUACUAUUGCCACUGCCAUUCCAACUCUUGCUAGUGCGAGAAUUCUGCCUUGGGCAAAAGCCCAUCUCAACCACACUGCUCAAGCUCUUAUUAUCUCCACAGUGGCUGGAGCUGCAUAUUUCAUAGUUGCUGACAAGACUGUCCUGGCCACAGCUAGGAAGAAUUCCUUCAAGCAAGCCACUACUAAUACAGAAGCAUAGAUUAAAAUUUUCACCACAGCUGAAUUCAAAGUCCAAUUUAUACAGGACUAAUAAUAUCAAUUAUUUUUUUUGCCAAUUCUAGUACCAUGAACCAAACAUGUCUUGGUCCUUCAUGUAUUACUACUACUACUACUACUUCUUCCAAUUGCCCAAAAUAAAAAAUUAUAGUUGAACUUGUAUUUACCCUUAAUUAAUCAGAUGUGACAAAUUUGUGUUGUGGAGAAAUCCAUUUCAAUA
Molecule: messenger RNA, 714 nt
Organism: Humulus lupulus (European hop)
Lineage: Eukaryota; Viridiplantae; Streptophyta; Magnoliopsida; Rosales; Cannabaceae
Product: early nodulin-93-like
Exons: 4
Coding region: 175-477 (100 amino acids)
Source: RefSeq, a predicted model, not a curated record